AAGAAGAAGAAGAAGAAGAGGGGCGAUGAGGAAGCGGAGAAAAAAGAAGAUGGCGUCUGAUGUCGGUGUUGUUGAAUGUUCGAGAGUUUUCUAAAAUGUUUAUCAACGAGCCGUUAACUGCUGCUGAAGAAACAUUCAGAGUUUAAAGAAAUCAUCGUCAAGUCGGAGGAAGAGAUGGAUGAUCAUCGCAGACUGCUGGAUUUCUCCCGGAGGCCCCAGAUAAUCUUACACCGAAUAGAUUACCUGCUACGUGAUGUUUAUAAGGAGAAGCUAUGUGACCAAGAGAAGAGCUCCACUCUGGACCAGGAGGAGUUAGAACCUCUGCAGGUAAAAGAGGAAGAGCCAGAAGAUCAACAGAUAAAAGAAGAGCAGGAGGAUCUAAAACAUGAGCAGAUAAAAGUGGAAGAGAAAGAAGUUUACUGCAGUCAGGCUGAAGAACAGAUUGAAUUGAAACAGGAGACUGAUACCUGCAUGGUGGUUCCUGUUGGUGACCAAACAGACCACACUGAAUCAGAACCAAACAGGAACCAAGACAUCUUCCAGGAAGCUGCUGAAGCUGAGAACCAAAAUCAGGAAAGAAGAAAACCUUUCUCAUGUGACAUCUGUAAAAAGCGUUUGGCUUUCAAAUCUGUUUUUGAUGCUCACAUGAGAACUCAUACUGGUGAAAAGCCGUUUACAUGUGUGAACUGUGGAAAAAGUUUUCGUCAAAAACGUGAUUUAUCUCGUCAUGUGAUGAUUCACACUGGUGAAAAGCCGUUUUCAUGUGUGAACUGUGGAAAAUGUUUCUGUCAAAAACAGGAUUUAACUCUGCACAUGAUGAUUCACACAGGUGAAAAGCCGUUUUCAUGUUUGAACUGUGGAAAAGGUUUUUGUCAAAAACAGAAUUUAACUCAGCACAUGAGGAUUCAUACAGGUGAAAAGCCUUUUUCAUGUGUUAACUGUGGAAAAAGUUUCACUGUCAAAUAUUAUCUCGAUGUUCACAUGAGAACUCAUACAGAUCUGCUCUCAAUGUUCACAUGA
Molecule: messenger RNA, 1020 nt
Organism: Xiphophorus couchianus (Monterrey platyfish)
Lineage: Eukaryota; Metazoa; Chordata; Actinopteri; Cyprinodontiformes; Poeciliidae
Product: gastrula zinc finger protein XlCGF26.1-like
Exons: 5
Coding region: 175-1020 (281 amino acids)
Biological process (GO): regulation of transcription by RNA polymerase II
Molecular function (GO): RNA polymerase II cis-regulatory region sequence-specific DNA binding; DNA-binding transcription factor activity, RNA polymerase II-specific
Source: RefSeq, a predicted model, not a curated record